CGCGGAAGAAAAUUACAUUCCAGUUGUAUUAAAAAACACAAAAAAUUACAUUCCAGUUCCACUGUGAGGCAAUGGCGAGCAGGUUGAUUUCGGUGGAUCGUUGGGCGGCGGGAAGCCAGGUGUAUUUCCUGACCCACCUUCACUCCGAUCACGCCGACGGCCUCUCUUCUUCUUGGGCCAAUGGUCCUCUCUACUGUUCCCGCCUCACCGCCAAACUCUUCCCUUUCAAAUUCCCCGAAUUCAACCUCUCCUUGAUUCGCGUCCUUCCAAUUGGCUCCUGGCACUCCCUCUCUCUUCUCUCGCCCUCUGGCUCUGAAAUGCACCUUCAGGUCAUGGCCAUCGACGCUCUCCACUGUCCUGGUUCGGUGAUGCUGGUGUUUCGUGGGGAGUUUGGCUGCUUGCUUUAUACUGGCGACUUCCGUUUGGAAGCAGCUUGUGAGAGGGCCAGGAGGAGCAGGAACAUGCUCCUCGGUGCUCUUGAGGAUCAAGUGGUUGACAUUAUUUACUUGGAUAAUACAUACUGCAAUCCUUCGUAUGACUUUCCCCCUCGACAAGUUGCAGCUAACCAGGUUGUUAACAUCAUUUUGUCCCAUCCUGAGCACGACGUCAUUAUCGGGAUUGACACUUUGGGGAAAGAAGAUCUUUUGUAUCACGUUGCACGCGUGCUUAAAAUAAAGAUCUGGGUGUGGCCGGAGCGCUUGCGGACUAUGCAUCUUCUUGGAUUAUAUGAUAUUUUUACCACAAACACUUCUCUUACUAGAGUGAGAGCUGUUCCUCGGUACAGUUUCAGUAUUGAAACUUUAGAGGCACUCAAUAAAAUUCAUCCAACAAUAGGAAUCAUGGCAUCAGGUCUUCCAUGGUUGAAGCCGGGCCUUCAAAUGAGUAAAACUUUUUCUGGUUCCUUCCUGACAUCUCGUUCUAAAAGAGCUCCGGGGAGGGCAAAUUGUGAGUUCCGAAGUGAUCGGCAAUCUGGAAACACAGGAGCACUAGAAAGGCUUCAUGAGUACAUUUAUUCAGUCCCAUACUCUGAUCACUCAAAUUUUGCUGAGUUAAAGGAAUUUGUAAAGCUUGUCCGACCAAACAACCUAAAGGGAAUUGUGUCUUCGUCAUCAUGUUGUACUGAACCUAUGUACUUAGGCAGACAUUGUGGAAUCAAGCAGCCUGCAAAACAGUUGCAUAUGAACCAUACAAGCAAAGGAAGCAUUGAACGAGAAGUCGCUGUCAGCACCAAAGCUUCAUUUCUCAAUGACGAUUUUGUUGAGUCAGAGAGCAAACGACAAAAGACUUUGAAGGUUAAGUCUUCAGGAUUUCGCUCAAGCAAAUUCAGAGCGUUGAGAAGAAUGAGCCGUGGUGCAAAAAUAUGGGAACACAACUCCUGAUCAUAGCUGGAAACUGUCUUGGAAGAUAGUUUGAAAAAUAAUGGAUGUUGGGCAUUCAUGGAGUUCAGAAACUACCUUGAUAGUCCACGGAGCAAGUUAUGAUCUGCCUAACUCCUCGACUGAAGAAUUUUAACGGGAUAUUGCUGCAUCAUAAUCCUCUUUGUAUAGAAAGUUUCUGGGAGACUUUUUCAAGAGAAUUUAUCACAAUAAAGGCCUAUCGAUUUUAUA
Prosopis cineraria is the source of this 1607-nucleotide messenger RNA. RefSeq lists its product as uncharacterized. The transcript is spliced from 4 exons. Gene Ontology annotation, biological process: interstrand cross-link repair; double-strand break repair via nonhomologous end joining; protection from non-homologous end joining at telomere. Lineage: Eukaryota; Viridiplantae; Streptophyta; Magnoliopsida; Fabales; Fabaceae. Bases 72 to 1379 code for a protein of 435 amino acids. Gene Ontology annotation, molecular function: damaged DNA binding; 5'-3' DNA exonuclease activity. The record is from RefSeq and is a predicted model, not a curated record.